This is a messenger RNA of Zea mays, 5316 nucleotides long. The record is from RefSeq and is a predicted model, not a curated record. Lineage: Eukaryota; Viridiplantae; Streptophyta; Magnoliopsida; Poales; Poaceae.
CACUUGGUAGGAGUAGAGUAUACCGUGAAACCUCCUCCUCAUCUGGUCCCGGCACGGCAGCGGUGUAGCAGUCUCUCUCUCGGGCCCUCGGCGUAGCAGUCUGUCUGUCUCUCUUCACCCUCCUCCCUUCCCUUCCCUUCCCUUCUCGCGCCUCCACAACUGCCCGCCCGCCCGCCCGCAAACACCAUGGGCACCACGUACAAGUGCUGCUUCAUCUUCAAGCGCCGGUUCCACACCCGCGACGCGCCGCCGCCCGAGGACGUCCGCGCCCUUUUCUCCGUCCACGCCGGCGGGGGACCCCACAUGGGCGCCGACGAUCUGCGACGCUACCUGGUGGCCACGGGCCAGGAGGAGGCCGAGGUGGAGCGGCUGCUGGAGCAGAUCGUCCAGGGCCGUGCCCGCGUCCCGCGCCUCGCCCGCCCGCUCCUCUCGCUCGACGACUUCCACCGCUACCUCUUCUCGCACGACCUCAACCCGCCCAUCCGUCACCCGCAGGUGCACCACGACAUGACGCGCCCGCUCUCCCACUACUUCAUCUACACCGGACACAACUCCUACCUCACCGGCAACCAGCUCAGCAGCGACUGCAGCGAUACCCCCAUCAUCAUGGCACUGGAGAGAGGGGUCAGGGUCAUCGAGCUCGACAUGUGGCCAAAUUCAACCAUUGACGACAUCAACAUCGUGCACGGCAGGACACUGACAACCCCAGUUUCUCUCAUCAAAUGCCUGAGAUCCAUCAAGAAACACGCCUUUGUUGCAUCUCCCUAUCCUGUCAUCAUAACACUUGAAGACCACCUCCCCUCUCAACUCCAGGAGAAAGUUGCCAAGAUGGUUGUUGAAGUAUUUGGCAACAUACUGUACUACCCGCCAGACGACACCCAUGAGCUCAAAGAAUUACCAUCACCUGAACAACUCAAAGGACGUGUCCUCCUCUCAACAAAGCCCCCCAAGGAGUACCUCGAAACCAAGCUUAGUGACUCCACGAAGGAGGGUGAUGCUGACCUCCAUCUUGGCAAAGGAACCGGUGAUGACGCGGUGUGGGGAAAAGAAGUACCAGAUUUUCGGACCGAGAUCCAGUCUGCUGAAAAGGACGACGAGAACGACGACGUUGAUGAUGAGGAAGAACAAAAACUGCAGCCCCAUAUAGCUCCACAGUAUAAACACCUUAUUACUAUCAGAGCAGGGAAGCCAAAAGACUCUCUAGCUGAUGCCUUGAAGAGUGAUCCAGAAAAAGUUCGGCGUCUCAGUUUGAGCGAGCAACAACUUGCCAAAGCGGCAAAGGAUCAUGCCACAGAAAUUGUGAGGUUCACACAGAGAAACAUACUGAGGAUAUACCCCAAGGGCACUCGAGUCACUUCAUCGAACUACAAUCCGUUCGUUGGUUGGGUGCAUGGUGCUCAAAUGGUGGCAUUCAAUAUGCAGGGAUACGGGAGAGCGCUGUGGCUAAUGCACGGAUUUUACAAAGCGAAUGGCGGGUGCGGUUAUGUGAAGAAACCAGAUUUCUUGAUGCAGACAGAACCACAAGUCUUCGACCCAAGAGAACCCCAGCCUGUGAAGAAAACGUUGAAGGUGAAGGUGUACAUGGGCGAUGGGUGGCGAAUGGACUUCAAGCAGACACACUUCGAUCAGUACUCUCCUCCAGAUUUCUACACACGGGUUGGGAUUGCUGGAGUCCCAGCAGACUCGGUGAUGAAGAAGACCAACGCGAUCGAGGACAACUGGACCCCGGUGUGGGAGAAGGAGUUCAGCUUCCCGCUGACUGUCCCGGAGCUCGCUCUGCUGCGGGUGGAGGUGCACGAGUACGACAUGUCGGAGAAGGACGACUUCGGUGGCCAGACAGUGCUGCCGGUGUCGGAGCUGCGGCCCGGGAUCCGGGCGGUAGCGCUCUUCGACCGCAAAGGGAUGAAGUACAACCAUGUGAAGCUUCUCAUGCGUUUCGAGUUUGCCUAGCCUGACCCUGACCAUGCAUGCCCCCCCCCCCCCCCCCCCCCCCCUCCUGUUGUGUGAAUGGAUAUUGCAGUCUCAGUGUGCUUCCUUUGUACAUAGAUUGCUUGGCUUGGAUGAUAUGUGCAACAGACAAUUCCUUCAGUUGUUAUGAUCAAAUAAUAAAGAGGCAGCGUCCUUAUGAACAAGCGCAAAGAUGAAUUGUCAAUGCAGUAUCAACGGUCCUUCUGUAGUUUCAGUAAACUGACACCUUCAUUGCUGCUGGUGACCUGACAUAUUUCAGAUUCCACAUGAGACAACUGGAGGCCGACCAGACCUCUCCCGGGUCCCGGCGCUGAGGACUGCCGCCCAGGAGCAGUGAAGAAGGCAACUGUGAAGCUGCGUGCAGCGGCUGUUGGGCUCUAUUGUUAGUGAUAGCCCUCAAGAUUGGGCUGUAGUUUAGAGAGGCGCAGCGGCCUGUAGCCGCCUCUGACCCGCAGCAGCGCCUCCAUGGCUCCAUUGCCUUCUCUAUCCCGACUCCCGAGUCCCGGCGCCAUCCAGGUUCGUGUGGGGGCGGGCAUUCAUGGCAGGGCAAUCUGACCCGCACCUCUCCAUCUUCUCGCCCUCCGAGGUAACCAACCCCUUCCCUUCCACACUGCACUGGCAGGGACUAUCUUCGUCUGUGCUGCUGCAGGUGGAGUUCGUGGCGGAGGAUGAGAUCGUCGAAAUCGUCCUCAACAUCCGCAUGGACGCCCUUAACAUGAUCUACGGGGGAUUUCGGGCCCUUCUUCCCACAGAUUCCCACCAAGGUGCCGCUCUGGCUCGCCGUGGCGCUCAAGAAGCGUAGCAAGUGCACCAUCCGCACCCCGGACUGGAUGACUGUUGGUAUUGGAAGCGGAAGGAGAGUCGCCUCGGGAAUUCCAGCCAUUGCCAUUCCACUAUAUUGAAAUUUCUAAGGUUCUAUUUGAUCAUGCUGGUGAUGACAUCUCAGAUGCAUACCUGGUGAGGUCUCUAAUUGAGGACAUCAGAGAUGUCAGAUUCCACAAGGUUAAGAAUGGAUUAGAGACGAUAUCUGGACGCACCUAUGCCGUAAAGCUCAAAAAUCUCUCUGCAAUGGAAGUGAACAUUGUCCGCCCUUUUCAUGGUGAGAACUUUGCAGGCAUUCUAUAAGCACGAUAGUCCACAGAUGAUUCAGCAAGCAGAUAAUGUAGGGACCAGAGCAACACUAGUUACAGACCGUGGCCCCCAGAAUAAGCUUCCCUUGUAGAUAUUGUUUCAACUUGCUUGUGGAUUCUCGGAGGUAGUUGUCCCCAUAAAAAAUGUGCCCUAAGAAUCUUAAGAUGUUGCGCACAAAAUAGUUCCAUAUCAGAAAGCUGGUACAUAUAUAUAAUUCUAUUCUGAUUGGUUGGUGACCCGGUACAAUUUAUAACAGCUUAAUACAUUGCACUGUAUGGACCAGAAAGAAGACUUGGUACCUCGUUUUCUAUUUCCAUGCAUUAUUUAUUUUGUCAGAAUAUUCUCAUUUUGUCAUCAAGCAGCAAUACAUGAUUUGUCAGGAAAAGCCCCAUGUCUCCAACUUUUGCAGAGAGAUCUAAGGCGCAGGUAGUCCACUUACAUUUUGCAAAUAAUGUACUGCAUAUGUGAGGACAGCAAUAAGCGGAGGUACUGCACAUUGCUUUCUUGCAACAGUACCAGCUAAGCAUGUGCUAAUGAGUCCUGAUAGUAAAGCACUGGAAAUUGUACUGUAGCUUGUUUUGCCCAAAGAAUGAUUGACUUAUUGUUAUAUGCAAGUGUGUGGCUCAUAGAUCAGAUCUCUCCGGUAGCCUCUGAUCCUUGUGUUUCGCAUAACUUCCAGCCUCCCUCAAUUAGUCAAGUGAAUGGACCAGAACAGCUAAUGGUGGGGUCAGUUUGGUAGUAGACGACAUCCCCUGUGUCGCUGACAUAGUGGUCACGCCUCAAGCUCUGAACCAGAUCACCAAGUAGAUGCAAGGGGAGAGGGCCAGACUUUUGCGGCUCUCUGUAGUAAUUUCCCAGCACCGGCUUGGCUGCCUCUGUCUGCAUGCACAGCCUCCAUCUUUCAGUGAUCUGAUAUGUGCAUUAGCGUAGUGAAUGAGAUUUAGUUGUUACUUACUGCCUCUAUGAGAUGGUAGUGUGGGAUCUGCGGGAAGAGAUGGUGGAUGACAUGAGUCCCAAUGUCAUGGUGGAUGUUGUUGAUCCACCCGUAGUCCCGGUCGAGCGUUGUCAGGCCACCCCGAAGAUAGGUCCAUUCCUAGUAGGUCCAUUAGUUAUAGAACAGUUAACUGAAACCUGCAUGCAGCUGUGAUUUAGCUAUAUACUACCUUUCCUCGGUACCAUGGAAGCUUGUCAUUGUGUCCGUGAUGAUGCAGGUAGGUGACGAAGUCGAGCCACAUGACAAAAACCCAGUAGGGGACCAGGUAGAGCUUGAGCAUCUGCAGAGGGCCCAUGAGGAAGGCGAGGCCAGCUAGGAGUGCGACCAUGGCGAGCCAGCACGCCGUGGAGGUGGCUAGCUAGGGCAGGAGAGGAGGCGUACGUACGGGAUGCCAUGACUCGUCCUUGUCCACGUGGCCGUGGUUCUGGUGGAUGGAGGAGUGCAGAAUGUGACCGACCACGCUGUUGAGUCUGGGGUUGUUGGAGAAGCUGCCGUGGCCGCAGUCGUGUCCCAGCACGAAGAGCGCCCAGAACAUGGUGCCCUGUGCCGCCCAGUAGAGCGGCCAGACGAGCCAGCUGUCGAGGCGCGCCGCGGCGGCGGCGAGACCCAGCACCAGGACCACGUCGCGCACCACGUAGCCCAUGGAGCGCCAGGGGUCCUUCACCCAGCAGUGCUUGGGGAUGGCGGCGCGGAUGUCGCCCAGCCCGAACGGUGGCGCCGCCGCGGGGUCAAAUUCUUGUUGGGUGGCGGUGGCGGUGGAGGUGGCGGGCACAGCGACACAGACGCCGCUGCGGCCUCGGUGCCGCGCGGUACCAGGAACCACAAUGCGGCGGCUGCUGCUAGCGGACAUGGGGACUGAGACGGAGAGGAGCAGGCGUGCCAUGCCGGCUCUCCAGGUCCAGUCGCCGCUUGGCUCUCCUCCUCUCUUCGGCUUGAAAUGGGUGGCUGCCUAAUCCGAUUCAAAAAAUCCAUCGGCCCCGCCCGCCCCUGCUGUCAGUGUCACCCAACUGGUUUGCCUACAGCCGUUCAGGUCAGGUUUUCUGUUAUCGGCCUAGCCACAUCGUUAGACCAGCAAUGUACUCUAUAUCCGUUUCUAUAUCUGUCAUCUAUAGUCUUUUCUAAAAUAUUCUAUCCUCUAUAUCUCCUUUUUCUCCAACAACGUCCUAUAAAUCAUGUCCUCUAUAAGCAAAUAUCUAUAUUAGAGAUAUUUUUUUAAUUUUUUA